Molecule: messenger RNA, 1170 nt
Organism: Guillardia theta CCMP2712
Lineage: Eukaryota; Cryptophyceae; Pyrenomonadales; Geminigeraceae
Exons: 6
Coding region: 102-851 (249 amino acids)
Source: RefSeq, a predicted model, not a curated record
AGCAGGACGAUCCAUUUGUAUCGAGCUUGAACGCAAAACUUAGGCACUUAGACAGAAGCAAAUCUGGAAAGUUUUUUAGGAUGUAUGCAUAUAGGAAAGCCAUGCCAAAGUUGAACAAGCACUUGGACGACAAAUGGGUCAAACACUGUCAAAAGCUGCAUAAGCAACGUCUUAAACAGAUCAAGCCGGCCGUCGACAACAAACCUCCACCUAAGUACAUCCACCUCGUCCAAAACCUCAAGAAACAGCAAAUGGACGAAGAACGCUACAGUCAGAUUGAGCGCGACAACUACUUGCUGCUAGACAAGAUGUCAUACAUUAUGACGCACCCUCAGCUUCUCGACGAGAAGUACAUGGGCCCCCCAGUCACCUACGGCAAGAGUCUGAACAAGGAGUAUCGGAAGAGAGAGCUCAUGCGCAUUACCGAGGAGAAUCUGCAGAUCUUACGCAGAAUCCAGCACAAGGAGCCACACUAUUCACAUCUUGAAUGGGAGGAGAAAGCGAGAAGAGAUGAGGAGUAUCUGAAGAACUGCGCUGAGUACCCUAUUGUGUUGCCUGCUAUCAAGUCUGCAAGAGGAUCGCCCAAGUGGCGGUACACAAGUCGGAGCAAUGAGCCAUCCUUCACAAAGGCCACCCCUGCUCCUCUUCAGGUCCGGGUGAAGGGAGGAGGACAAACGCAGCAGAGCCAGCAGGAGGGAGAGAUAGACUACUUGGACAACAUGGACGAGCCUGUUCAGCCCAACCAGGAAUCGUUUGCGUCAGAGCGAGAAGAACUACAAAGUCGAGGAAGCUCGCGCGAGGCCAAGGUUCAGGUAGGGCGAUGGAGUUUGAAGAGGAGGGGCAGGGGCUGAAACUUUACAGCAAUCGAUGCCCAAGGUGGAGGAAGUCUCGGAAGAAGCGGAGGAGACGGAGGAGUAAGACCAGGGAAGGCAGACUAACUUAACGGAAGACUCCCAGAACUCGUCGCAGGGAGCUGCUGGCGAGAUUGUAGGACUACCAUAGAGACCGAGAGCAAGGAGAGGAGACGUGAUAGAGGAGUUGAGGGCACAGCUGAAGAGAGGAGUGAGGGACAUACCGUACUUUAUAACUUGAGAAAAUUGGCACCUUUUAAGAAAAGUUCUAGUUGUCGUUUCUUCAUUUGUACUAUCCUUUUUGAAGUGCGAAAUCAUG